AGAGAGGGGGCUGGGCUGGGCUGGGAUGGAGGAUGUGGGCAGCAUUGAGGACUUGUGUGGGAGUGUGGAGUUGAGGCGGUGUGGGGGAUUGAACCUGUACCAGCGAGUGUAUGUCCGCAUCAUGCAGCGUUUCCCCGCAGAUAUCCACUCCUUCUGCCACCCACUGGUGCCCCCGGCCCGCAGGCAGCAGCUGCUUCACCUGCUCAGGAGCAUCGACCACCUCACCUGCCAGAAACUACAGAUACUAUUCUCAUUCUCUGUCCCGAGCCCGGAGGCAUUGACCUUCCUGACAGAUCUAAAGCUGCCCGUGAUCUCAGCUGGUGCUGGCACUGGGUAUUGGGAAUAUCUACUUCAGUGUCACGGUGUUGAUGUCAUAGCUUUCGAUGCAAAUGAAGUUUAUCCGCCAGAAAUACGAUAUUCCGAGGUUUUGACCAGUGGGCCUGAGAUCCUCGAGCAAUAUCCUGACCGAAUACUUCUCCUAGCUUGGCCAGACGCAGCCGCUGUCAGCACAAUGUCACACAGUGGAACACAAGGCGGCAUUGGAAGCCACUCUGCAUCCGGCCUGCGCAGUAACAGGAUCAUCAUCUACGAGCAUGAAAACUUCCAGGGGCGAUGCGUGGAUAUUAACGGCGAGUGCAGGAACAUCUGUGACCGAGGCUUCGACCGCGUGGGGUCAAUCCGUGUCGAGUGUGGACCGUGGGUGGGCUACGAGCAGCAGAAUUUCUGCGGGGAGAUGUUCAUGCUGGAGAAGGGGGAAUACCCUCGCUGGGACUCCUGGUCGAACAGUUACCGCACUGACUGCAUGAUGUCCUUCCGACCCGUGAAGAUGGACGGGCAGGAUCACAAGAUCUGUCUUCAUGAGUGCGCCAACUUUGAUGGAAGGAAAAUGGAGAUCUGUGAUGAGGACAUCCCCAGUUUAUGGGCCUACGGUUUCCAGGACAGAGUCGCAAGCAUCAAGGUCAACGGUGGAACAUGGGUGGGUUACGAAUACCCAGGGUAUCGAGGCUACCAGUACGUGCUGGAAUGCGGACCUUACAAGCACUGGAACGAGUGGGGCGCCAAACAGCCCCUGAUUCAAUCCAUACGUCGUGUGAAAGACCAGCAGUGGUACAAGAGGGGCUGCUUCGAGUUCACUCACUAAAGUGAGCCAAGCUUCCCAACAACCAUGGGAAUGAUUUUCAUCAACGCAAGUUCAAAAUCAUUUUCAGCCCAAACCUACCAUCACAAGUACUGUUAUACAUCGCCAAUUCCCACUUUUAAAAUUAUAGUCAUUUU
Messenger RNA from Amblyraja radiata (thorny skate), 1275 nucleotides. RefSeq names its product beta-crystallin B1-like. Bases 26 to 1141 code for a protein of 371 amino acids. NCBI's taxonomy places the organism in Eukaryota, Metazoa, Chordata, Chondrichthyes, Rajiformes, Rajidae. Gene Ontology annotation, molecular function: structural constituent of eye lens. The transcript has 8 exons. The record is from RefSeq and is a predicted model, not a curated record. Gene Ontology annotation, biological process: lens development in camera-type eye; visual perception.